AUGGGUCAAAAGCAACCAAAAUUAAAACAAGAUGCUGUUGAAGAAUUGCUAAACCAAACAUCUUUUACGGAAAUCGAAAUUCAAGACUGGUAUAAGGGAUUUUUGAAGGAAUGCCCAACUGGUUAUUUAUCUAUUGAUGAUUUUAAACGUGUUUAUACAAAAUUUUUCCCAUAUGGUGAAUCUAGUCGGUUCGCAGAGUAUGUAUUUCGUACAUUUGAUCAAAAUCAUGAUGGUUUGAUUGACUUUCGGGAUUUCCUAUCUUCAUUAAAUAUAACUAAUCGUGGUGAUUUGUCACAGAAAUUACGUUGGGCAUUCACAAUGUAUGAUUUAGACAAUGAUGGUUAUAUAUCAAAACAGGAUUUAAUUGAAGUUCUUACUGCUAUUUAUGCGAUGGUUGGCUCUGCUGUUGAAUUCAAUGCUACAGAUUCUACACCAGAAAAACGAGCAGAGAAAAUAUUUCAACUGAUGGACUUAGAUAGAGAUAAUCGUUUAUCAUUAGAUGAAUUUAUAAAUGGUGUAAAAUGUGAUAAAUUAUUGAUGCGUUUGUUGACUUUCAAUACUCAUUCGUUGCAUCAUCAACAUUUAGAUUAUCUAUUAAAUGGAUCAAAUGAUAACAAAGGAUGUCCAUGUACAGAUACACAUUAUAAUCAUCAAUCUAAUGAUUAUGACAAUACAGUCAAACCAAUUGUAAAUCAAUCAUUUCCUAAACAGAAUGUCAUUCCUGAUACCUCAGAGUCUUAG
Messenger RNA from Schistosoma rodhaini, 741 nucleotides. NCBI's taxonomy places the organism in Eukaryota, Metazoa, Platyhelminthes, Trematoda, Strigeidida, Schistosomatidae. The record is from the annotation of a GenBank genome assembly.